CGUGUUUUUCCUGCGCUUGUUUGCCUAAUUUAUUCCUGCAGGGGCCAGCAGAAAGAGAGGCGGAAAAGAAAGAAAAAAAAGGACGGGCAGAAUAGUAAAGAGUGCAACAGGACACCCGGACUUGCUGACAGGGAAUGCAGAGAGGUUCUGGCCUCUGGUUGUUACUGCUGGAUGGACAAGCACUGACAAAACAAGAGAAGGAGGAGAGAGGCAACACUUUGUAGAGCCUUGAGAGAGGAGGCGGAACUGCAUCUACGGAGAUUUCUCAACUCUGCUUUUGUUUUGGCCCGUUGUUUUUCUGUGACAUUUGAGCCUCUGACACCACACACUCUGAAGAGUUGGAGGAGCCACAAGAAAACAUCAUUUCACCACAGACACAGAAGGGGAGGACUUAUUUGAUGAACUUCGUUGCUACAGAGACCACAGAGACUUUAUUCUAGGACUGAAAGGAGUGUUUUAUCUUUCUCAGCACCUCUUAUUUUAAUCACAAGUGUGGAAUCAGCUUCAACCGGAUCUUUUUUGGCUGUCCAUACGGCACAGAGGUGCUCCUGGGCCAAAAACCUUAUUACAUAUAAAAGCUGAAGUGGCACUGUGCUCACACCUCUCAGAAUACCAAGAAACAAAAUCCAAUUUCCCAAACCCCUCAUCAGCGUUGGUUUUGGGAGGGGAGGAAAUACGAGCAUUACCAGAGCAAAAUUAUUUUUCCUCCUCAUCACCAUCACCUCUGCUUCUGUAACAGCCCCGACAAGUCAAGAGUGAGUCUGGACUAGACCUGGCUCAGAUCGGCAGAUAACACCACUGCACGGCAGGAACUGGUUGGACUAGUUUAUAAGUUGGAGCAGAGGGCAGGGCAGUUUAACCCUGCUUGUAGGAGAGCUGUGUUUUAUUUUCCUCCCACUUGCCUGUCCUUUCAGGAGAAAGUCUGAGACAGGACUAGAGCUUGUUUUUCGACUCCGGUUUGUCCCUGGUCACCAUGCUUAGGGAUAGGUGAGGUGCUGUUUCUUUUUAACUUCUUCCAGGGGGGGAGAGAGAAAGUGAGAGGGAGGGAGAAGGAGAGAAGGAGUCAAAGUGUAAUUUAUUGUUUCCUGUGAAAAGAGCAAGGCUGCACCCUUUUCUCCUGCCUGAACUCUGAACCACUCAAUGCGCGUCUGAAGUUUUCUCAGACCUCAGGAGUCAUUGAUCGGAGGUCAGGGCAGUGAGCACAGGGGUGAAAGACAAGAACAGAGAGAGCAGAGAGAUUAAAGAAGAGAGAGAAAACAGCAGUGGGAAGGACCUCGAGGUCAUUACAACCAGACGGCAAAGGGGAGAGAGGUCAACACAAGAGAGUCCUUUUAUCGACUUUUUAUCCCACUUUAAGAUCGUCUUGGAAAAAACCUGAUUUAAUACAAAUCUGGAGCCGCUGUUUCCUUGUUCUGGAAUCAGUUUUUAGACUUUGAGGGUAGCUGGAAGCUGGGGGACAGGGCGGGUCUGUGUAUGAUCCACUCUCAGCGCUGCGUGUCUCAGAGAAUAUGGCCAUGGUGAGCGGGGGAUGGGGCAACCCCAACGGGGACACUAAUGGACUGGGGGAGAAGGCUUACCUGAGGAGGGAGGAAGAGGAGGGCUCGCCUCAGGCCGGGAGCAGCGAUGUGGACAUCGGGGACGAGGACAAGGCGUGCGUGGUGGACUGCGUGGUGUGUGGGGACAAAUCCAGCGGGAAGCACUACGGCGUGUUCACCUGUGAGGGCUGCAAGAGCUUCUUUAAGAGGAGCAUCAGACGAAACCUCAACUACUCCUGCAGAUCAAAUCGAGAAUGCCAAAUCGACCAGCAUCACCGCAACCAGUGCCAAUACUGUCGUCUGAAGAAGUGUUUCCGCGUCGGAAUGCGCAAAGAAGCAGUCCAGCGGGGCCGAAUCCCUCCAUCUCACCCGGGUAUCAGUCCAAACUCCCUGGCAGGUGGGGUUGGAGGUGCAGUUCCGGGUCACAUUGGGGCAGACUACUUCAAUGGGCAGCCGGUGUCAGAGCUCAUCUCCCAGCUCCUGCGGGCUGAGCCGUACCCCAACAGCCGCUACGGGACCCCGUAUGGUCAGGCACAGAUGCAGGCGUCUGCGAGCGGCGCCUCCGUCAUGGGCAUUGACAGCAUCUGUGAGCUGGCCGCCAGGCUCCUCUUCAGCACCAUCGAGUGGGCCAGAAACAUCCCAUACUUCCCGGAACUGCCAGUUUCAGAGCAGGUGGCGCUGCUGAGGCUGAGCUGGAGCGAGCUGUUCAUCUUGAAUGCGGCCCAGUCUGCUUUGCCUAUACAUAUGGCUCCGCUGCUGGCAGCUGCUGGGUUUCAUUCAUCGCCCAUGUCUGCUGAGCGCGUGGUGUCCUUCAUGGACCAGGUCAGGGUUUUCCAGGACCAGGUGGACAAGCUGAACAGACUGCAGGUGGACACGGCCGAGUACAGCUGCCUCAAAGCCAUUGCACUCUUUUCACCUGAUGCAUGUGGUCUAACUGACCCGGCCCACGUGGAGUCCCUGCAGGAGAAGGCUCAGGUCGCCCUAACAGAGUAUGAGAGGUUGCAGUAUCCCAACCAGCCUCAGCGCUUUGGCCGCUUACUGCUGCGCCUCCCAGCUCUGCGCGCCGUGCCAGCCAACCUCAUCUCCCAGCUCUUCUUCAUGAGGCUGGUGGGCAAGACACCCAUCGAGACGCUGAUCCGAGACAUGCAGCUAUCAGGGAGCUCCAUCAGCUGGCCCUACGCCGCGGGACAGUGAACCCCGCAGACUCCAGAGUGAGAUGGACCGAGAUCAGAUUGAGAGGAAUCAGAGCUCACGGAGAUCACAUACAAAUACAACUGUUAUAAAUACAAACUGGGAUCUCAGAAGUUUAAGGUCCUGUUUGUGACCGUAGAGGUCAGCUUUUCUCACAUUAGCUCUGUAAAGCUUGGUGGAAGUCACACCAAAGCUGCUUUCAGGGAAACAACAAUGUGUAAUUGUCUUUAUAUAGUAUGUUUGCAGCACUUGUCAGUUUUGCUCUGACCUCUGUCUGAUCUCUCUCCGUCUCAUUCUGGACAAAAAACAUGGCUUUAAUUAAAUCGCAGACUCUGACAUGAGGCCAUGUGCCUGUACUACCUCCUCCCAGAUCACCCCUAAUGUGACUCAGUUUGAAGCCAGGCUCUGUGUUUUCCCUCCGCUUUGUUUUUUUUUGUCAAAAUGAAGCCAUAGCAGUGCCACUUUUGCAGGCAGAGUGUCGUCACAAGUGCAGAUCAUACCUACGUCAUGUCAUGUUUGAUAUGUGCAACAAAAUAUCAGACCUCGUUACCAAAUGUAUUAAUGAAGACUGCAAAGUAUCACCCUGUAUAGCAUUAAAACAAAGAAGAGGCACAGGCAUUGUGUUGUAUAUUGUACUAUGUGAAGAACUGUAUAGAUGAGGAGAUCAAUUCCACUUACAUGUCUGCACAGUAAAUAUGAAGCUAAAGCCUGUUAGCUUAUCUUAGCAUAAAGACUGGAAAUGGGGGGAACAGUUAGCCUGUCUCUGUCGGUAACAAAAUCUGCCCAGCAACACCUCUUAAGCUCACUCAUUAACGUGUUAUAUAUGUGCCAGGUUACUCCCUGGCUGGUGCUGGUAGGAGGAUUCUGUUACCUUUUCUGUUACCCAGAGCCUGGCUAUGUCCAUGCUAAGCUAAGCUAACCUAACCAGCUGCUGGUUCCACCUUUGUAUUUACUGUGAUCUGCACGCAAGUAAGUGAACUCUGUAUUUCUCAAAUUGUUGACCGAUUCCUCUAAUAUAGUAUAUUAUACAAUAAUGUUUGUGCAGUGGUAAUUGACAGCAAGUGGAGGUGAAUGUACCCAAACACACCCUGGCUCCUCAGACAGUCACAUCCCUGUUCAACAUUAUUACCUCAUGUUUUAUACAUCCAAGACAAAGAUUGUGUAUUCAUGUGCUAAAGAUAAAAAUAAAGGGAUCAAGGUAUCUUUGUCACAGAAACAAUAAAUAGUAAUAUUCCCCUUCUGACCCGUCUGUCCACCGGACUUUGGCCAAAAUGCAUUUGAGAAUGUUUUGAAAUGUAACGCUUGCUGUAAGAGGACACCCAAGUUUGAGCCUUUCAAACUGAAGACUGUUUCCUCUGCUUUUAUAAAGGUAGAGGUAGUUCAUUUUGUUAUUUUUUGUUUGUUUUUACAUUUGUGGUCCCCUUUUAAAAGCAGUGUGUUAAAGCAUCGCCCAAUGGACAGAGGUCACUUUCAGAUAAUUAUUAUGCUUAUGCAAGGUACUCCAAGUGUUGUAACUGUUGUAAAGGUUAUGGUGUCUGUUGGUUCUGAGAUAAAAGGGUACGAAGUGGUCACAUUCAUGAGUGUUAUUGCCAUUAACUGUGGCUCAAUGUGACAAAGUUUUUCUUGCCAAAUUAACUGACUGAAAGAAAAGACUAUGCGGGAGUUUUUGUAUCACCUGUUAUUAUAUCAUAAAAAAGGCAGUCAUGGCCUCGGUCCCUGAUGCUGUUCAACAACUUCAUCAACAGCUCAUCAUGCUGUCCUUGAAUCACUUUGUGUUAUUUGUUGGAAUAUAAACUAUAGUGAACUGACUGUAGCUUCAUGUUUGUAAAGAAGCAUGUUUCUAUGAUCAUGCCAAACUUAAAAAUGCAAGAGAAGUUUAAAUGGCUAACUGGUUAUUUUUGCAUUACUAGAAAUAAAGGUAUGCACAUUC
Molecule: messenger RNA, 4656 nt
Organism: Chelmon rostratus (copperband butterflyfish)
Lineage: Eukaryota; Metazoa; Chordata; Actinopteri; Chaetodontiformes; Chaetodontidae
Product: nuclear receptor subfamily 2 group F member 6-like
Exons: 5
Coding region: 1509-2729 (406 amino acids)
Biological process (GO): anatomical structure development; negative regulation of transcription by RNA polymerase II; cell differentiation
Molecular function (GO): zinc ion binding; RNA polymerase II cis-regulatory region sequence-specific DNA binding; nuclear receptor activity
Source: RefSeq, a predicted model, not a curated record